UCAUUAUCAUCAUCAUCAUCAUCACCUAAAUUUCAUUGUUAUCAAUACAUAUCGAAAUUCUGUAGAUUUCUUUUUUGAUAUUUAUUAUGUUUGAUGAUUCGAUGAGAACCGAUGAUCAACCGCCAACAAAAUGGCAGCAAUCUGAUUCAAUCAUACACGAUCCUUUGUUCGAUAUAAUCAUUAAUCAUAAUCAACAAAGUAAUAAUCCAAAUAAUGAUGAUAAUUAUCAAAAUUAUGAUGAAACAUCAUCAUUAUCAUCCACUAUAGAACCAUAUGAUUUUUUAUUCAUUUAUCAUCCAAAUCAAUCGGAUCUAAAUCUAAUACCAUUAGUAUCAUCAUCAUCAUCAUCAUCCUCAUCAUCAUUUUAUGAUGUUACUUCGAUGGCGAAUAGUGGCACAACAUUGAGCACACCGUUAUUAAUAACAUUAUCAAUUAUAUUGAUUUUUCUAAUAUUGGCUACAAUAAUUGGAAAUGUAUUCGUGAUAUCGGCAGUUAUAUUUGAACGAUCAUUACGUUCAGUUGGAAAUUAUUUAGUCGUAUCAUUGGCCAUUACCGAUUUAAUGGUAGCAUGUUUAGUCAUGCCAAUUGGUGCCAUCUAUGAAGUGACAGGUGAAUGGCGUAUGGGUAUUAAACUAUGUGAACUUUGGACAUUUAUCGAUGUACUUUGUUGUACAACAAGUAUAUUUCAUUUAUUAGCCAUAUCCUGUGAUCGUUUAUGGGCAGUAACAACCGUUGAUUAUAUACAUCGUCGUAAAGCGAAACAUGUUUGCGCUGGUAUUGCAAUUAUUUGGCUAUUUUCGGCCAUCAUAUCAUUGGGUCCGAUGCUUGGCUGGAAAGAUAAUGAAUUUGAGCAAAGAAUUGUGGAACGUAAAGAAUGUAUGAUUUCACAGGAUAUUUCGUAUCAAAUAUUUGCCACUAUAGCAUCAUUUUAUGCUCCAUCAAUUUUAUUAUUAUUACAAUAUUAUAGAAUAUAUCAAGUGGCAAAAACUCGUUUGAAAUUGAAAAAACAACGAUAUCAAUACCGUAUACGAAGACGACCAUCAUUUUAUCGUACACGUAAAGAAUCUGAAUUAAAAGAAUUUCCUCGUGUUACACAUAGAAUAUCGAUUAAUACGAAUGAAGAGUUUUUUAGUACUUCAACUGCCAUUCAACCACCGCCAUCAUCAACAUCUGGUGUUUAUUCAUCAUCAACCAAUACUGAUUAUACUACCAAUACGAAUACGACAACGAAUACAACAUUAUCAACUGAUCAAACAUCUUCAAUCAUUUCAAUUAGUCCACCUGCUAUUAAUACGCUUAAACCGUUACAGACAACGGAACAACAUCCAGCUGUAUCAACAAAGCGUUUUUCUAUAGUUCAAUUUUUCCAUCCACAACCUGUCGAUCAACAAUUCGAUGAUGACUUUAUUGAUGUCGAUAAUGAUGAUGAGGAUGAUGAUGGAAAAUUUUCCAUGACACAUUUUGAUGAUUAUUGUGACAAUAAUGAUUUGCGAUCAAAUGAAACUUCGAUUGAUGAAUCGACAAUCAUAAUAGGAGCUGAACCAACAUCGAAUAUUGUCGUCUAUGUUGAUGAUUAUGGUUCAACAAUAUGUAGUAGCUGUGAUCCAACCGAAAAUUGCAGUAGUGGUAAUGGUGUUCCAUAUUAUCAUUAUGAUGGACAAAGUGGUCGCGGCGAUGGCAAUAAUAUAAUUGCAAAAAUAACCGCUGAUGAUCAAAUCAAUGAAAAAGAUGAAUUUGUUGAUAAUCCUUUUGAUGAGAUUGCUGUCACAAUCAAUAAUGAUGAUGAUUUGAAUGCAAAUGAAACACAAACACCGCCAAUAAUUGAGGAAGAUUUGUUCAAAGAAUGUUCCUCAGAAAGUCCUAUAACUAAUCUGAACACAUCAGAAUUACGAAAAAUUAAUGUUCAUUCAACUUUAUCCCCCACGGUAAAAGAAACGGACAAUCCAUUAUCAUUAACAAUCGGACAUUCAAACAAUCAACAACAACAACAUCAUUAUCAUCGACAUAAACAUCCAUCAACAUCAUCUUCAUCCUCAAAAAAACAUAAACGUCGAAGAAUUAAAAAAUUAAAAUUUAAAAAUAAAAUUCUUCGUUUCGAUAAUAAUAAUGGUAGCCAACAACAACAGAAUGAUAGUAAACAAGAAAGUAAAGCUGCUAAAACGUUAACAAUAAUAACUGGUGUAUUCAUAAUAUGUUGGCUUCCAUUCUUUGUUAUUGCAUUAGUUAUGCCAUUAUGUGGUAAUCAUUGUUAUAUAAAUAGAUAUGCAUUCGAUUUUUUUAUUUGGCUUGGUUGGGCUAAUUCAACAUUAAAUCCAUUUUUAUAUACAAUAUUUAGCCCAGAUUUUCGAAAUGCAUUCAAAAAACUUUCCAAACGUAUCAAAGGCUGAUAAUCAAUUAAUUCGACAAAAUUGUUUGUGAUAUUUAUUUGAAAAAUUAGUUCAUCAAUUCAAUUAGCAAGCAUAUCUCAUUCUCUAUUAUCCGAAUUUG
This is a messenger RNA of Dermatophagoides pteronyssinus (European house dust mite), 2487 nucleotides long. RefSeq names its product 5-hydroxytryptamine receptor 2B-like. The record is from RefSeq and is a predicted model, not a curated record. Gene Ontology annotation, biological process: positive regulation of MAPK cascade; adenylate cyclase-activating adrenergic receptor signaling pathway. Gene Ontology annotation, cellular component: plasma membrane. Lineage: Eukaryota; Metazoa; Arthropoda; Arachnida; Sarcoptiformes; Pyroglyphidae. Gene Ontology annotation, molecular function: G protein-coupled receptor activity.